GUUCCACCAAGUGAGAAGAGUGAUGACCAUCCUUUUCCUUACUAUGGUUAUCUCAUACUUCAGUUGCAUGAAAGCUGCCCCAAUGAAAGAAGCUAGUGUAAGAGGACAAGGCAGCUUGGCUUACCCAGGUCUUCGGACCCACGGGACUCUCGAGAGCCUAAAUGGGCCCAAUGCUGGUUCAAGAGGACUGACAUCACUGGCGGACACUUUUGAACAUGUCAUAGAGGAGCUUCUAGAUGAGGAACAGGACAUCCAGCCCAGCGAGGAAAACAAGGAUGCAGACUUGUACACAUCCCGAGUCAUGCUAAGCAGUCAAGUGCCUUUGGAACCCCCACUGCUCUUUCUGCUUGAGGAGUACAAAAACUACUUGGAUGCUGCAAACAUGUCCAUGAGGGUCCGGCGCCACUCUGACCCAGCUCGCCGUGGGGAACUGAGCGUCUGCGACAGCACGAGCGAGUGGGUGACAGCAGCGGAGAAAAAGACUGCAGUGGACAUGUCCGGGGCGACUGUCACCGUCCUGGAGAAAGUCCCAGUACCCAAAGGCCAACUGAAGCAAUACUUCUACGAGACCAAAUGCAACCCCAAGGGGUACACAAAGGAGGGCUGCAGGGGCAUAGACAAGAGGCACUGGAACUCCCAGUGCCGAACUACCCAGUCUUACGUGAGAGCUCUCACCAUGGAUAAUAAAAAGAGAGUCGGCUGGCGCUUUAUAAGGAUAGACACUUCCUGUGUAUGUACAUUAACCAUUAAACGGGGAAGAUAGUGGGUUUGUGUUGUAUAGAUUAUAUUGAGACAAAAUUAUCUAUUUGUAUAUAUACAUAACAGGGUAAAUUAUUCGGUAAAAAAAAUAAUUUUAUGGACUGCAUGUAUAACUGAAGUUUAUACAGUACAGUAGUUCCACAAUCUAUUUAUUGAACAUAUCCAUGACCUGAAGGGGAACAAAAGUCAUUUGCGCACAAGGUUUAAAAAAAAAAAAAAUACAAAAAAAAAAACCAAAAAAGGAAAAAAAAAAAGAGACCCGAGCAAACAGCGAAGUCUGCAUUACAUUCCUUGAUGACAUUGUGGUUUGUUGCCGUUGCCAAGAAUUGAAAAUAGAAAAAGAUUUAAAAAAAAAAAAAAGAAUAAAAUUGCAUGCUGCUUCAAUUGUGGAUUGAUGAUAAACUGUCCUCUUUCCGAAAAAUAAAUUGAACCAAAACAUUCCGUUUACAUUUUAGACAGUGAGUAUCUUUAUUCCUGUUAGUAUUAUAUCUGUUUACUGCUUUUAACUCCUGAUAGCGUUGGAAUUAAACAAUGUCAAGGUGCUGUUGUCAUAGUUUUACUGUUUCUCUUUUACUUUUGAACUCCCAGCAGAUUGAAAAAGGAAAAAACCAACAUCAUUACCUUAUCCUGGAUUAAAACCCAAUUUGUUUUUUUGUAUGUUGUGAAGGUGUUUGCAAUAGCAAUCCAACUACUGACAAAAAAGAAUAAAAAAAAGAGGCAACU
This is a messenger RNA of Nestor notabilis (Kea), 1482 nucleotides long. RefSeq names its product brain-derived neurotrophic factor (gene BDNF). Gene Ontology annotation, molecular function: nerve growth factor receptor binding; growth factor activity. The transcript has a single exon. Gene Ontology annotation, biological process: positive regulation of collateral sprouting; memory; nerve growth factor signaling pathway. Lineage: Eukaryota; Metazoa; Chordata; Aves; Psittaciformes; Psittacidae. The record is from RefSeq and is a predicted model, not a curated record. The coding region runs from base 23 to 763 and encodes 246 amino acids.